This is a messenger RNA of Vitis riparia (riverbank grape), 3845 nucleotides long. RefSeq names its product probable LRR receptor-like serine/threonine-protein kinase IRK. The transcript is spliced from 2 exons. Gene Ontology annotation, biological process: protein phosphorylation. Gene Ontology annotation, molecular function: protein kinase activity; ATP binding; receptor serine/threonine kinase binding. Bases 637 to 3546 code for a protein of 969 amino acids. NCBI's taxonomy places the organism in Eukaryota, Viridiplantae, Streptophyta, Magnoliopsida, Vitales, Vitaceae. The record is from RefSeq and is a predicted model, not a curated record.
GCUCCUUAUUUUGUCCGACACCGCCGUCACCGGCCGGGACCCUCCCUCUCCGACAACUCUCUGUCUCUGGACACUUCUUCCUUAUCCCCUUCCCAAGCCCUAUCUCUGUCCACCGGCGCCGGAGAUUCGUUCAUUUUCCGGACCUGGGGAUUUCUCAGGCGUACCGUUGGAAGUCUCCGACGGCGCCGCAAAUGCCAUCAUUUGCAUUUGUAUCUUCUCAGAUCGUGACCUCUCGGAGACUCGUCUCCGCUCUUUCUUUAACUUUCCGGAAUUUGAAGUUUUAAAUCGGCGGUUUUGUCCGAUUUUGAACCGAUUUCUUUGGUUUUUGUGGGUGAAAAUCUCUUCUUUUUGAGCUGAGUUGUGGUUUCUAGGGUUGUGUUUUUGUUCGUACUGUUCCUUUAAAGUCCCGUUGAAAGAUCAGCCACUCUUCUAGCUUUUCGUACAGGCGUACAGUGAGGAGUUCGUCUUGUUCUGCUUGACGCUGACACGCUGAAAAGCUCAACGUUGAGAAACCGUAGUUUAAGCUUCGCUGAGUGCGGUACUCUCUUAUCGAGCUUCAGCUGUAAUUUAAGUUCCUUGAGCUUUGUGUGAUUAUCACCUACAAUGCAAAGCUUGUAGCUUUUGAUUUUCUCUGAAAUGGCGUAUCUGCUCGGUGUAUUGUUAGCUUUGCUCGUUGUGGCUCCGAGUUGUGUGAAAUCUCUGAACCCAUCUCUGAAUGAUGAUGUUCUGGGCUUGAUUGUGUUCAAGGCCGAUAUUCAAGAUCCAAAUUCGAAGUUGGCAUCUUGGAAUGAGGAUGAUGAUAGUCCCUGCAACUGGGUUGGGGUCAAAUGCAACCCCAGAUCCAACCGGGUCACCGACCUCGUUCUCGACGGUUUUUCCCUUUCGGGGAAGAUAGGCAGAGGCCUACUCCAGUUACAGUUUCUCCGGAAAUUGUCGCUGGCGAAGAAUAAUAUCACUGGAAGCAUAGGCCCCAAUCUUGCCCGCCUUCAGAACCUGAGAUUUAUUGAUUUAAGUGAGAACAGUCUGUCUGGAACCAUCCCAGAUGAUUUUUUCAAACAAUGUGGGUCUUUGCAUGCUAUCUCUUUGGCCAAGAACAAGUUUUCCGGGAAGAUCCCGGAGAGUGUAGGUUCAUGUUCAACGCUUGCUGCAAUUGACUUCUCCUCUAAUCAGUUUUCGGGUCCAUUACCUUCUGGCAUUUGGUCUUUGAACGGGCUUAGAUCACUUGAUUUGUCGGAUAACUUGUUGGAGGGCGAUAUACCAAAGGGAAUUGACAGUUUGUACAAUUUGAGAGCUAUUAACUUGAGCAAGAAUCGGUUUUCUGGGCCGCUUCCAGAUGGCAUUGGAGGUUGUUUGCUUUUACGGUUAAUUGAUUUCAGUGAGAAUUCUCUUUCUGGGAGCCUUCCAGGGACAAUGCAGAAACUUACCUUGUGUAAUUAUAUGAAUUUACACGGGAAUUCGUUUGAGGGCGAGGUUCCGGAGUGGAUUGGAGAAAUGAAAAGCCUGGAGACUUUGGAUCUCUCAGCCAAUAAAUUUUCUGGCAGGGUUCCAACAUCAAUAGGGAAUCUCAAGUCGUUGAAGGUACUGAAUUUUUCGGUGAAUGUUUUCAGUGGGAGCUUGCCAGAGUCUAUGAUCAAUUGCGAACAGCUUUUGGUCUUAGAUGUAAGUCAGAAUUCGCUAUUGGGUGAUCUUCCUGCAUGGAUUUUCAAAUUGGGAUUGCAGAAAGUUCUGCUUUCAAAAAAUAGCUUGAGUGGAAAUAUGGACAGCCCUUUCUCCUCAUCAGUGGAGAAAUCCCGUCAAGGGCUUCAAGUCUUGGAUUUAUCCUACAACGAAUUAUCCGGUGACUUUACAUCAUCCAUUGGGGUUUUUAGAAGCUUGCAGUUCUUGAAUAUUUCCAGGAACUCCCUCGUGGGUGCUAUUCCAGCAAGUAUUGGAGAUCUAAAGGCCUUAGAUGUUCUCGAUUUGAGUGAGAACCAGCUAAAUGGAAGCAUUCCUCUGGAAAUCGGAGGAGCCUUUUCUUUGAAGGAUCUGAGAUUGAAGAACAACUUCCUAGCAGGAAAAAUUCCUGUUUCUCUUGAGAACUGUUCUUCAUUAACGACAUUGAUCCUAUCACAUAACAAUCUGAGUGGCCCAAUACCAAUGGGGAUUUCAAAGCUUAGCAACCUAGAAAAUGUGGAUUUAUCUCUUAACAAGCUCACAGGAAGCCUGCCCAAGCAGUUGGCCAAUCUUCCACACCUCAUCUCCUUCAACAUUUCCCACAAUCAGCUCCAAGGUGAACUACCUGCUGGUGGCUUUUUCAACACCAUUUCCCCUUCCUCUGUCUCUGGCAAUCCAUCUCUUUGUGGCUCUGCUGCGAAUAAGUCUUGCCCUGCUGUACUUCCCAAGCCCAUUGUCCUUAACCCCAAUUCUUCCUCUGACACCACUGCGGGUGCAUUCCCCCGAAGUCUUGCUCACAAGAAAAUCAUCCUCAGCAUUUCUGCACUCAUUGCCAUUGGUGCUGCUGCUGUCAUUGUAAUUGGUGUGAUUGCCAUCACCGUUCUUAAUCUCCGCGUCCGAUCUUCUGCAUCUCGUUCUGCAGCAGCUCUUGCGCUAUCUGGUGGUGAUGACUACAGCCAUUCCCCUACUACAGAUGCCAACUCUGGCAAACUUGUCAUGUUUUCAGGUGACCCUGACUUCAGCAUGGGAGCACAUGCUCUGCUCAACAAGGAUUGUGAGCUCGGGCGAGGGGGGUUUGGAGCAGUCUACCGGACUGUUCUUCGAGAUGGUCAUCCAGUUGCCAUCAAGAAGCUUACUGUCUCAAGUCUGGUCAAGUCCCAAGAAGAUUUUGAAAGGGAAGUUAAGAAACUGGGAAAGAUCCGGCACCAGAAUCUUGUGGCACUUGAAGGGUAUUACUGGACUCCAUCAUUACAGCUCCUAAUAUAUGAAUUCAUCUCUGGUGGAAGUUUGUACAAGCAUCUCCAUGAAGGAGCAGGUGGCAACUUCACAUGGAAUGAGAGAUUCAAUAUAAUUCUUGGGACAGCUAAAAGCUUGGCUCACUUGCACCAAAUGAGCAUAAUCCAUUACAAUCUAAAAUCAAGUAACGUCCUCAUCGACCCCUCAGGCGAACCUAAGGUGGCAGAUUUUGGCCUAGCCAGGCUGUUGCCAAUGCUAGAUCGAUACGUUCUAAGCAGCAAGAUUCAGAGUGCACUAGGCUACAUGGCACCUGAGUUUGCAUGCAGGACAGUGAAGAUAACUGAGAAGUGCGAUGUUUAUGGGUUCGGGGUUUUGGUUCUGGAGGUGGUUACUGGGAAGAGGCCAGUCGAAUACAUGGAGGAUGAUGUGGUGGUGCUCUGUGAUAUGGUCAGAGGAGCAUUGGAAGAAGGUAAGGUGGAGGAAUGUGUUGAUGGGAGACUCCAAGGAAAAUUCCCAGCUGAGGAGGCAAUUCCUGUGAUGAAGUUAGGCUUAAUUUGCACUUCACAGGUGCCAUCAAAUCGGCCAGACAUGGCAGAAGUGGUAAAUAUAUUGGAACUGAUCAGAUGCCCUUCAGAAGGUCAAGAGGAGUUGAUUUGAGUUUUAACUAAUACAUCUAGAGUUUGAAAGAAGGGGAUUACAGGGUUAUCCGGCGAAGAGGAAUCCGGUUUAAUUAUAUAAAUCAGAAAGAGAAGUGAAAUUCGAUUGUUCCAAGUCUUUUCUUUUCCGUUUCCUUUGUUGUUUUGCCUUUUCCCUUGCUUGUCUCAAGUUUAUGUUGUAGUUUCAUCUCUAUGUUGUAAUUAGGUUUCACCGGAUUCCCUUUCACCGGGUUCCAAUUUGGGACCCUUUUGGAUAUUGUUACCGAGUUACUAAUCUUAUGUCUUCGUCCGUUGCCUACU